AUGCCCACGGUUACUUUACCGCCGAAGGAGAAUGCUCUCUUCAAGAGGAUUUUGCGAUGUUACGAGCACAAACAGUACAGAAAUGGGCUCAAGUUCUGCAAACAGAUCCUGUCCAACUCCAAAUUUGCAGAACAUGGAGAGACGCUGGCAAUGAAGGGCUUGACCCUCAACUGCCUGGGGAAGAAGGAGGAGGCCUACGACCUGGUGAGGAGAGGCCUUCGCAACGACCUCAAGAGCCACGUCUGCUGGCACGUCUACGGUUUACUGCAGCGCUCCGACAAGAAGUACGACGAGGCCAUCAAGUGUUACCGCAACGCUUUGAAGUGGGAUAAGGACAACCUGCAGAUCCUCAGAGAUCUGUCACUGCUGCAGAUCCAGAUGAGGGACCUGGAGGGAUACAGGGAGACGAGGUACCAGCUCCUGCAGCUGCGCCCCGCCCAGCGGGCCUCUUGGAUCGGAUACGCCAUCGCCUAUCACCUUCUUGAAGAUUAUGAAAUGGCUGCAAAAAUCAUUGAAGAGUUCAGGAAAACACAGCAGACGUCUCCGGACAAGGUGGACUACGAGUACAGCGAGCUGCUGCUGUACCAGAACCAGGUGCUGAGAGAGGCCGGUCUGUACAAGGAGGCCCUCGAUCAUCUGUCCAACUACGAGAAGCAGAUCUGUGACAAACUUGCCGUAGAGGAGACGCGAGGAGAGUUGCUGCUGAAGUUGGAGCGUCUGGACGAAGCCACAGAGGUCUACAGGCGUCUGCAGGAGAGAAACCCGGAGAACUGGUCCUAUUACCACGGCCUGGAGAAAGCCCUGAAACCCAGCAGCGUUGAGGAAAGACUCAAGAUCUAUGAAGAAACCUGGGAGAAGUUUCCUAAGGGCCUGGUUCCUUGCAGGCUGCCACUUAACUUCCUCUCAGGUGAGAAGUUCAGGGAGUGCCUGGAUAGAUACCUGAGGAUGAACUUCAGUAAAGGCUGCCCGCCUGUCUUCACCACGCUCAAGUCGCUGUACGGUGACAAAGAAAAGGUGGCAAUUAUAGAGGAAUUAGUGGUCAGCUAUGAAACGUCGUUGAAAAGCUGUCGAAUGUUCAGCCAGAACGAUGACGGUAAGGAGGAGCCUCCCACCACGCUGCUCUGGGUGCAGUACUUCCUUGCUCAGCACUACGACAUGAUCGGUCAGCAGACCCUGGCUCUCGAACACAUCAACACCGCCAUCGAGAGCACGCCCACGCUCAUCGAACUCUUCCUCAUCAAAGCCAAGAUCUACAAGCAUGCUGGGAACAUCAGAGAGGCGGCUCAGUGGAUGGACGAGGCCCAGGCUCUGGACACCGCCGACCGGUUCAUCAACUCCAAGUGUGCCAAGUACAUGCUGAAGGCGGGCAUGAUCAAAGAGGCGGAGGAGAUGUGCUCCAAGUUCACACGGGAGGGAGCGUCGGCGGUGGAGAACCUGAACGAGAUGCAGUGCAUGUGGUUCCAGACCGAAUGUGCGCUCGCCUACAAAACCAUGAACAAGUUUGGAGAAGCCCUGAAGAAGUGUCACGAGAUCGAGAGGCAUUUUGUGGAGAUCACAGACGACCAGUUCGACUUCCACACCUACUGCAUGAGGAAGAUGACGCUACGCUCCUACGUGGACCUCCUGAAGCUGGAGGAUGUUCUCCGCAUGCAUCCGUUCUACUACAAGGCUGCCACCACAGCGAUCCAGAUUUACCUGAGCCUCCAUGACAAUCCCCUGACGGACGACAGCAAAGAGCUGCAGGCGGACACGGCCAACCUGUCUGAUAAAGAGCUGAAGAAGCUGAGGAACAAACAGCGAAGAGCCCAGAAGAAGGCACAGCUGGAGGAAGAGAAGAAGAACGCAGAGAAGGAGAAGCAGCUGAAGAACCAGAAGAAGAAGAAGGAGGAUGAUGACGAGGAAAUCGGAGGGCCAAAAGAGGAGCUCAUUCCUGAGAAACUGGUCAAGGUAGAAAAUCCGCUGGAGGAAGCAGUCAAGUUCCUGACGCCGCUGAAGCACCUGGUUAAAGACAAGAUUGAGACGCACCUGUUGGCCUUUGAGAUUUACUUCAGGAAAGAAAAAUCCCUGUUGAUGCUCCAGUCGGUGAAGAGAGCCCUCAGCAUCGAUCCGGACCACCCGUGGCUUCACCAGUGUCUGGUGCGCUUCUUUAAAGGAGUUUCGGAGAGCAAGGAACUGCCGGACAUGGUCAGGACGGUGCUGAAGCAGGAAAUCACCCGGCUGUUUGGAGACAGCAACGCUAAGAGCUUCAACCAGGCCUACCUCACCAAGCACUCCGACUCCAUACCACACCGACUGGCUGCUGCUAAGAUGAUGGUGUAUCUGGACUCGUCAACGGAAGUGAAAGCAGCAGAACUGGCCACAUCACUGGACGAGUCGCUCAACAACAGAACUAUACAAACCUGCACAGACGUCCUGGAUUGUCUUCGGAGCGGCUCGCUGGGAGACUGUAAAGAACAUGCGGAGUCGUACCGUGCCGAGUGUCACAAGCUUUACCCCUAUACGUUAGCUUUCAUGCCCCCCGGCUACGAGGAGAACACAAAGAUGGCGAAUGGAGACGUUUCCACAGAAACGGAGGAGCUAGCCAACGAGAUGUAAGCGCUGCAGAAGAGCAGCGGAUAAGAAAAGGAGUUGGGCUGAGCACAGAGCCUUGUGGUACGCCAGGCAGCCAUUGUUUUUCUUUCUUUUCUUUUUUUUUUCUUUUUUUUUUAUAGAGCCAGAAACAGGAAGCAAAGGGGGGUGUUCGGUUCUCUGGCUCAGCUUAAUCUGGUCUGACCUGGCAUGGCUUGGCUCUCUCCCAUGUGGGUGAACUUCAGGACUGUGUGGGUGUGUGUGCUGAGUGUGUGCGUAUGUAUUUGUCGGUUAAAAGGGGGGAAAAAGAGGAAGAUGACGGAGCAAACAUUUUACUUUUUAACAGUCUGCAACCAAGUUGAACUUGAAUCGUGAAACAGAUGGGUGAAACUGUGACACAAAGACACACAUUGCUGGUUUUGACUCGGGUUGUUGAAUUACAGCCACUUGAGUUGGGACUCCAAACAAACAUCUAUAGCAUAACAGUGUUCCCUUAUUUUAAAAAGAAUAUCUCAUUUAUAUGGAAACGAGACACAGCCGUCGCUCCAUGAUGUGGGACAGAGUGGAUCUGGUCUCUGGUCUGUAGCCAGCUGAACAUUAAUCAAUCUGAGGACAUCCAGCGGCUGCAGACGCAUCUGGAUCUGCUCUAAAACUCACUUCAGCAUCUGUGGAGAGUUGGGAGAAAGACCCGAUCCCCCGCGGAGACACGGCAACGUGUGGACAGUUUUCCAUCAGAAUGUGCUUCCUACACCGCUCUGGGUUCAACUAGGGAACAUUUAAUCCCGUCUGAUCUUUUGGAGCACCUUGUAGCACAGAAUAAAAGCUGUAAAGAUUGUGUUGCGCUCUGUUUCCAAUACACUGCUACUGUGUUGUUUUUGUUGUUUUUUUCCCUACAUGGUUAUGACAGAGAUGGGUAAACCUAAGCAAUACCAUAGUCACCUUCCUGUCCAUACAAAGGGUCAGUAGAACCACGAACGCUAAUCAGGCUUUGAUACAUUUGUGGAUCCACUGAUCCUGUAAGCAGAGGCCCGCGUGUAGUUGUUGUUGUUGCAGUUAGAAAUGGUUUUAUCUGCAUGUCAGCGCUCUGUUGAAAAGAAAAUGAGCAUUUUUAACACGUCCUUCAGGGGGACAUUGUACCUGAAGUGGCUCUCGGAACGGUCAGAAAUCAGCAUUGAAGCCUGUUGAGGGAAGGUGUCACAACACAAUUUUACCUCUUCUGUUCCCCUCAGUUUCAGGAACUUUUCUUCCCCUUUUUCCUCUCAUUUGGGUUCUAAUGUGAAAGAUGAAAUCUGAGGUGGUGAUGUAUGAUAUCUCUGGAUUUUUGUAUUAAAAACAAAAGAAAAAAA
Molecule: messenger RNA, 3914 nt
Organism: Xiphophorus couchianus (Monterrey platyfish)
Lineage: Eukaryota; Metazoa; Chordata; Actinopteri; Cyprinodontiformes; Poeciliidae
Gene: naa15b
Product: N-alpha-acetyltransferase 15, NatA auxiliary subunit b
Exons: 20
Coding region: 1-2595 (864 amino acids)
Biological process (GO): N-terminal peptidyl-methionine acetylation
Cellular component (GO): NatA complex; cytoplasm
Molecular function (GO): protein binding
Source: RefSeq, a predicted model, not a curated record